AUGUUGUUAUUGCGUUUGGUGGCACUAGCUGCCACGGCUGCUGGCUAUGUAGUCACUACCAUGGUCAAUGAAAAGGCCACUUGCUAUCUAUAUCCGGAGUCUCUCAGACACGAUGGCCAGGCAAUUGAUGAUGCACCUUCAAUCCACCAGGCCUUCGCAACUUGCGGCCAAAAUGGCGAUGUGAUCUUCACUGAUGGUGUUUUCAACAUCAACUCAGUGAUGAAUACAACAAAUUUAGCCCAUUGCGACGUGACUCUUCGAGGGGAGCUCCGUUUCUCGACCGACAUCUCCUACUGGCUCUCUCAUUCCUACGACGUCGUCUUCCAGAACCAGUCAACCGCCUGGCUCUUCGGCGGCGAAAAUGUUACCUUCCGUGCGGAUGGCGGUUGGUACAAUGGUCAAGGUCAGGCAUGGUACACCGAAAACCAGAACCAAAGCAACCAGCCAGGUCGGCCGAUCAGUAUUACUUUCUUUGAAUCUAAGAAUCUACUCGUGGAUGGUCUAAGAAUCAUACAACCACAGUUCUGGGCAAUAUUCGUCACUUACAGCCAAAACGUCUCAAUCACAAAUCUAUACGUCAACGCAACAAGCAACGACCAAUGGGGAACAGUCAACACCGACGGCUAUGACUCGUGGAACAGCGAUAUGCUCCUUGUCGAGAACGCCGUUGUUCAAAAUGGAGACGACUGUAUUGCAGCUAAAGGGAACACCACAAAUCUGCUCGUUAAGAAUGUCACUUGCUACGAUAACUUCGGUAUGACCAUCGGCUCUGUCGGCCAGUACCCCGAUAUGCCCGACUAUGUUGAGAACGUCACUUUCGAGGAUGUAAAGUGCAUCAACUGUAUGGAAGGCGCCUUCAUCAAGACUUGGCAAGGGAUAAUCAACGAUGACAACCUGAACGGCGACACCGGCGGUGGUGGCAGCGGCGUGGUCAAAAAUGUAACAUAUCGCAACUUCGACAUGACAAACGUCGCCCUGCCGAUCCAGAUCUCGCAGUGCAUCUACACCGAGGCAGAUGGCAAAUACUGCAACACGUCCAAGAUGGCAAUAUCCGAUAUUACUUGGUCUAAUAUCAAGGCUACCACGAGAUAUAACGUUGGUGCUUCGAUUUAUUGCUCUGAUGUGCACCCGUGCCCGGGUAUCAAGUUUGAGAACGUUCAGCUUGAAUCAGUCAAUAGCACGCUUGGAUUGCCGAUGUAUGGGACCACCCUGCAGGACGAGGUUUAUCAAUGUGCAAACAUUGUUGGACAGGAUACUUCCGGCGUGCCUUGUAAUCGUGUUGCGCCGAGUAAUUACGGCCAGGUCGUGACUUCUAAUAUCAAGGAGUGA
This is a messenger RNA of Penicillium soppii, 1329 nucleotides long. RefSeq lists its product as uncharacterized. NCBI's taxonomy places the organism in Eukaryota, Fungi, Ascomycota, Eurotiomycetes, Eurotiales, Aspergillaceae. Gene Ontology annotation, molecular function: polygalacturonase activity. The transcript has a single exon. Gene Ontology annotation, biological process: carbohydrate metabolic process. The coding region runs from base 1 to 1329 and encodes 442 amino acids. The record is from RefSeq and is a predicted model, not a curated record.